UGCUGGGUUGUUUACAUUACAGUCACACGGGCCAGGAGUGCGGUGAUGAGGGGGGCCUAGCAAAGCAGUCUGUCCGAAAACACGUACACAUCUCGCCUGCUUGUACAGCACAGGCGGCACAACUUUUCAGCUCAGCUAAGCCAGAGUGCCACGCAAGGAAGAGAGAGGCCCGACGAGUCAACUUCUCGUAGCGACCUUGGAAAGAGAAGGAAAGUCAAAACAAAGACAACCGCCAUAACCAUCAGGAAAAAAACUCUCAGCGUGAAGAAAGAAUAGCUUAGCAACAGACUCCCACUUCCUGAGGUGUACGGGAUCAAGCUCCUAACACCAUGGAUAUGGACACGCAAGCAACCGGGCCAGUGUUUCAACCCCAGAAACCAUUGCAGCCGGAUAUGGGCCAUAAUUUAUUGGCUAACUUCCAGAUUGAGAAGAAGAUUGGACGUGGCCAGUUCAGUGAGGUGUAUCGAGCAAGGUAUCUGUUGGACAACACACCAGUGGCUCUGAAGAAAGUUAAGAUAUUCGACUUGAUGGAUGCCAAAGCUCGGCAAGAUUGCAUCAAAGAGAUAGAUCUCCUUAAGCAAUUGAACCACCCCAAUGUGAUAAAGUACCAUGCAUCUUUUAUUGAGGACAAUGAGCUGAACAUAGUACUGGAGCUAGCAGAUGCUGGCGACCUCUCUUGUAUGAUCAAGCACUUUAAGAGGCAGAGAAGGCUUAUCCCAGAGAGAUCAGUGUGGAAGUACUUUGUUCAGCUCUGCAGCGCUCUUGAACAUAUGCACUCUCGGAGAGUCAUGCACAGAGAUAUCAAGCCAGCCAAUGUAUUCAUCACAGCUACUGGAGUAGUGAAGCUAGGAGACUUGGGAUUAGGGCGAUUCUUCAGCUCUCAAACAACUGCUGCUCACUCACUAGUGGGUACUCCUUACUACAUGUCACCGGAGAGGAUACAUGAAACCGGCUACAACUUCAAAUCUGACAUCUGGUCGCUAGGAUGCCUGCUCUACGAGAUGGCAGCCUUACAGAGUCCAUUCUAUGGGGAUAAGAUGAACCUCUACUCACUUUGUAAGAAGAUAGAACAGUGUGACUAUCCCCCUCUUCCCUCAGAUCACUAUUCAGAGGAGCUAAGGAACUUGGUAGAUAUGUGCAUCAACCCUGACCCGGAGAAGAGGCCGGACAUCGCCUACGUGUAUGACAUUGCCAAACACAUGCAGAGCAUGACAGAGGGCAGAUAAGCCCAGAGUUACGCACACUAUGCCUUGCAGACCUCCUCUCCACGAUCCUUCUUGCUUUUCAGGCUGGACUCGUCUUUCUUCAUUAAUAGAAAACUUACUCCAGAGUUUAGUUUCUUGUCAUGAAUAGUACAUGUAACACAUUUUUAUUUUCAGGGUGUUCAUUCAGUCUGUACCGCAGCUGACAUCCAAACAUUUUCUUCCCUUGAAUAAAGAUUAUAAAGAAUAUACUAUAUUACCAGUGCAGCUCCCGUUUCUUAGACUUUAAUAACGUUGUUAUACUGAAAACUCACCAAUGUGUUGCUAUGGCUUUAAAACAUGUCUUCUAUUCAUGUAGUAAAGUAAAACAGUUUUUCAGUAUAGAUAUUAUUGAAAGCAGAGGUACUAGAAAAAGAUAGCUGCAAUGUUCAGUAUUCAUCAACAGUUAAUCAGUGCAAAAUAUGAUUACAUUUGACCUUGAAGGCUUUUGCUGACCGAUAGUUGCCUCAGAUGGCACAUAAAAAAGAUCAUGAAAAUUUCUAUCUAAAAACGGAGUGAAGAAGAGAUGUUCGCUCAUUGACAGCAACUCUGCAGAGUCUAAUUAUGGUUGAAGUGUUGUUGUGUUGCACUUUUUACCCUGGUACUGGAAGGCUGGCAGGGUGAUCAUGUCUAAUGAAUGUAUUAGAAAAGGAAGGAUCAUUUAGAGGGUAGACUACAGUCACGCUAGGGGGAGAACAUGAGCAAAUGUCUCCACAACACUUUGAAUGUAAGUCAUUAUGACUCCUAUGUAUUGUCUUUGAAAAUCUCACAGUGUCUCUUUUUUGACAGCCUAGUAGGCAUAGAAACUGUAACAAAAGCAGUGUUGCAUGUGAUAUUUACUUUCUCACUGAUAGCAACACAUUUUUCCUCCUUGGUGUCAGUGUUUUUCAGAUGGGUAAAAUAAGAAGAACUCUCCAUCAUGGUCCAGUGUAUGCCUUUGACCUACCAGAAGGGUAGAUUAGAUUGACAAAAUUGUGUUAAUGUUGCUGUGUAAGUUGCAGUGUAUGUAUCUUUUUAGGUAACAAGUGAGAUAACGGCGUGCCCAACAUAAAGCCUCAGAAAGCAGGAAGUUAGAGAAAAGUGGCAUCUCGAAAAAGCAGUUUAUAUAUGGAAAUGUGUUUAAAAAAAAAAAAAAAAUCAUAUUUUAUGAAUUCUAGCCUUUACCAAAGACUUGUACUGAGAGGAAAACACCAAUGGGACAAAUUUAGUUUUACUGUACAUAGAAGUAAACCCCACCAAAAAAAGAAAAAAAAAAGGUCUAGUGACCUUUGGUGCAUUUAGAGCAGUGGUUCUCAAAUCCAGGCCUCGUGGCCAGGGACACAUCUAAAACCUGCAGGACACUGGGCCACGAGGCCUGGAUUUGAGAACCACUGAUUUAGAGGGAAAACUCAAAGAAAGAAAAAACUAAGUGGUUUAUUAUCCCUGGUUUACAUGAUGACAGUGAUGCUACAUCAAAGGUGUAGUCUGUAAACAUUCAGUGUCUUACAAGUUAAUGUCAGAUACCCUGUUAACUUCUCAUUUAAGUUGUACAUCCACUGUUUUUAUAGUUUUUUUUUUUUUUUUUCCAUAACAUUUAAUGUGUUACAUACAAAAUCAGAGCUUACAGGUGUAAGAAAGUGUAAGUUAUUUUGUGUUGGUUAACAGAAUAUGUUGAUAGUUGUUUGACACUUGCAAAUACAGUGUUUGCAAUUUUUGUUGGCAAUUGUACACCUUGUCCUAGAUUUUGUUCCUUUUAUUGCUUUUCGUUCCCACAGCGAUUAAACGUUUUCUGCUCCGUAAUUCUCUUACAUUUUCAUCAGCUUCACCCACAGUCCCGUUAAUCUCAUGUUUCUAAAUGAGAGCAUCUGUGUAGCACCAAAACAUUUCAGUAUUUUAUAGUUUAUACAAAGGAGCUAUGACACUUUUUUUUUUUUUUUUUUUUAAGAUUUUAGUUUUGAUGCUAUACAGAAUUCUCAUGCUUGUUAUUGUUUCAGGGCCUUUUGUGCUUUUCAUUUAAGCAUAUUUAAUUAAGGCACCUGAUACAUUUAUUUUGGCUUAUGAGUGCAUUUCUCUUCAUGGCCUCUUACAGCAGCAAAGCACCAUAGUUUAAAAAAAAGGGCUGUAUCUCUGGAGUAAUGGUUCUGUUUUCUGUUAAUGUGCAGAAACAAAGAUGUAGUUUCUUUUGUUAGUCCUCACAAGGAGGAUGUUUACACAGUGCUCAGUCACUUUAAUGAUUAUGGCUCUUGAUGUGAGGGAUGACAGUACUCUGUGUCCUGGUCUUUUAGCUUUGCCCAGUUUAUUUUUCUGCAUGUCCUCCUCAACGUAGUAUUGAAGAGUCCGGGGUUUUGGCCAUAAAGCAAAAAUCUUCCUAAUUGAUAUUUAUUGUUUUGGUAGUUUAGUUUUUUUCAGUGAACAUUUCAUGACGUACCCAUGACACUCCUUGUAUGCUAAAUGUAAUAAAGCUUUCAAAUUUC
Molecule: messenger RNA, 3694 nt
Organism: Archocentrus centrarchus (flier cichlid)
Lineage: Eukaryota; Metazoa; Chordata; Actinopteri; Cichliformes; Cichlidae
Gene: nek7
Product: NIMA-related kinase 7
Exons: 10
Coding region: 330-1226 (298 amino acids)
Biological process (GO): peptidyl-serine phosphorylation
Cellular component (GO): nucleus
Molecular function (GO): protein serine/threonine kinase activity; ATP binding
Source: RefSeq, a predicted model, not a curated record